Messenger RNA from Musa acuminata subsp. malaccensis (wild Malaysian banana), 582 nucleotides. RefSeq lists its product as uncharacterized. NCBI's taxonomy places the organism in Eukaryota, Viridiplantae, Streptophyta, Magnoliopsida, Zingiberales, Musaceae. The record is from RefSeq and is a predicted model, not a curated record.
AUACUAGGAGCUGAAGACAGGAUAACAAGAAGAGGGUGUGGAAGAGGGAGGAAAUGGCAGCGGGGAACGGUGAAGUGGUGAAGGUGGCGGAGUGCGGGUGCUGCGGCAUGUGGGAGGAGUGCACGGUGGAGUACAUAGGGUGGGUGAAGGAGCAGUUCGGCGGCGUGUGGGUGUGCGGGCUGUGCACGGAGGCGAUCAAGGAUGAGCAGGCCAGGCUGGGGGUGGGCGUCGAGGCGGCGAUGCUCGUCCAUGCAAAGUUCAGGCAGGUCGCCAGCAUCGACCCCACCGUCCGCAUAGCUCUCUCCCUCCUCCACUUCUUCAAGAAGAUGAUCUCUUCGCCCACUUCCUCCCCUGCAAAGCUAUGACGUCCAUGUUUCCCUCUAUCAUCUCAUCUUGUGACUUGUAAGCUAGCCAGCUCACUGGUGCAGGGCAUGACUGCAGUUAGUCGUAGAUGUUCAUCGCAACAAUUCUGCAUCAUGAAUUUGCUAGGAUCAUGAGAUCUUUGCAAUAAUUGUCAAUAUAUAAGUAUCUGGCUUGCAGAAAUCUGUCUUGCACAUACUAAAAACCUUUUUUUUUCUACUU